GUUAAUUUAACGAUGUCAAAGUGGUUAGAUAUGAAUUUAACUUGUACAUAAAUUAGUUUCAAGACACAAUAACCUUAUUCAUGUAUGUUAACAUUUAUUAAUUCAAAGAUAAUCCAAUGAAUUGUGUCUUUGAACUUGAUAGUCACAAAUUAUAUUUGGGAAAUAUCAAUGCAGCUAAUGAUGCUUAAUAUCUUAGAAAACAUGAUGUUGGUGCUGUAUUAUCUGUAAUAGACACUAGUGAUAUCAAAUUAGAAAAGUCUGUUAUUCAUCUAGUAAUUUUAUCGAUUAUUAUUUUUAGUGGAUAGCAGCUGAAGAUUGUGAAAGUGUACAACUUAUUAGGUAUUUUGAUUAAGCUUCUAAUUUUAUUCAAAAUAAUCUUAAACAUACCAAUGUUUUAGUUCAUUGUUAUGCUGGUAUAUCCAGAUCAAGUUCAUUGAUUAUUGCUUAUCUACUCAAAUGUCAAGGAUAUUCAUUAAAAGAAGCUAUAAACAAAAUAAAAUCUUAAAGACCUUAAGUUGAUCCAAAUGAUGGUUUCUUAGAAUAAUUAAAAGAAUAUGAAGAUAAAUUAAAAUCAACUAAAACUAAUUAAAAUUCAAGUCUAAAUAAAAGUGCUAGCAAGUAUUUAAGUUUGAAUUCAAGUCUUGAAAAAUAAACUUCUGUCCCAAAAGGUCGUCAGAGCAUUUCAAACUUCAAUAUUUAUUGCAAUCUUAAUUCUGAAGUCACUAAAACUAAUAUUAGAAAUCUUUAAUUAAAAACUAUUAAAAUUCCCAACACUAAAUCAAGUUUUCUAGAAAAAAGUUGUAGUCCUUCCAAUAUAAACACAUAAAAAAGUUAAGGGAAGACUUUCUUUUCUAAUUCUAAACAUGAGGAUCCUUGGAAACAAUACUAAUAAAUAAAGAAUUAAGAAACAGUGUGGAAUAAAUAAAUUUUGGGAAUGAAAAAUAUUUAUAGUAAUCACAGUAGAUAGCAUUCUUUGAAUCAAUGAAUUUGAAAUUGAUAUUAUUGUAAAUAUG
Molecule: messenger RNA, 1013 nt
Organism: Paramecium sonneborni
Lineage: Eukaryota; Ciliophora; Oligohymenophorea; Peniculida; Parameciidae
Source: the annotation of a GenBank genome assembly